CGAUUUGAAAAAUUCUAAGCCCAUUUAUCGAGGAAGGCUAUAGGCUAUAUUUUGUCCCCGUAUUCCUAGGGGUACGGGAACCACGCAAUAUCUAAUUAGUGCAUAUUGCGAAUAAAAUAUGAAAACGUUAAUUUUCAGCGGCUCGUUUGGAAAUGCUAUCCGAAGAUCUGUGUGAACAGUUUAUAGCGUGCCAUCCUUUUCUAGCCCUUAUAAUAUUGAAGAGAAAUAGUUAUGUUUGGAUCACAUACCACGGACCCGGUGAGACGUGGUCUCAUUAUGAAAUUUUUGUAAGAAGAAAGAAUAAUAAUAGAUGUCGAAUAUAUUAAAUCUUACUGCACAAUACACCAUUUUAAUUUUAUAGCAAGUAUAAGGUACAUAUGUCAAUGCUUUGAGAGAUAUAGAUAUUAUUUAGUAGCAAAAAGUAGGUACGUAAGUAUAGUUUAAUAAUCCAAAUCAUUAGUUUUUGAAACACGAAUAGAAAAGAGAACCUUCUUUUUUUAAAGUCGUUUAAUAAUGUUGAAAAUGUAAUGAUUGACUUUAUCAGAAACGUGAUUUGAACCAUACAAAAAUACUGCAAUAAUUAGUAAACAAUAGGUUCUCCCACACGUGUAUGCUGCCUAGGUAUGCAUUAAUUACUUAAGCAGCAGUUAGAUAUCAUCAUUGAAUUUUACUAGACGCAUUUAGUACGCCGAAUAGAACUAAAAAUUUACAGACACUGAAAAUUUUGCAGCGAGAUAAGUUUCACUAAUGCAGUAUUAACGAACCCUUUAUCAAAUAAACUAGUGAUUCCAUUCGUAACAAGUGUUUUUAAACUAAAUUAGGUUUGAAAUUGCAGUGAACGAAAGAUUUAUAGCCGUGUCUAAUGAAUUGCGUGUUUUAAACCGCUCUAAUGCUGUUUCCGGUCUGUAUUGGGGUACUGUUCGUAAAUAACCUGUUUGCUUCAAUCAGAGCCUAUGAUUUUUCAAUUCUGGGACCACCUAUACGCGAUGUUCCAUUACAUCUCCAGAUGGAAAUAUGUUUUAUGGGUAACAAACCGUUUUACUGUCCAAAAUCCCAACAGAAAUCUUAUACAGCAAAUGCAAACCGAUACAUAAAAGAUCGAAUUUUAUUAUCUCCAAAAAGGAAUCGGGACAAUUUUUCCGAUCGGCUACCUUUGUAUAGUCCACACCAAUUGCUGUCCUCUUUUCAAUACGCACCUAGUCCUGAAAUUCACGGGAGCUUUUUACGUAAUUUGCCUUUAUUGGAGCAUGGCAAAUAUACUUAUGGAGUGACAACCGUGACAAAUGGAAUGAAACCUUCGUCAGAUUACUCAGUAUUGCCUACACGUGGUAAUGCAGUGAAGUCGACCGUUGUGCCUUUAUUCACAACUGUAUUGAAGCCCGAAAAGGAAAAAGAUAUACAUCUAAAUGUAACUCUUUUUGAUAAAUUUAUUCUAUCAUUAGAUCAAUUUGACCGUAAGUUUUAUCAGAUCACAUUUAAUAAACUAUUAUCUAUAAGCCCGCUCGACCGCUUGGAAAAUGGGAUCAGUUUCGCUCAAUCUGGCUUGUUUCUAUAUCUGGCGCUCACGGCGCUGUCUACAGAACUUGAUUUGAUUUCUUCCAAGGAAAUUGACUCGAAUUUGCAACUGAAACCAUCUGUAUCGGACAAAAUUAAGCUUAUAAAGCAGAUUAUUUCGUGGCUUCCGGAAUCAAGCCCUGAUCUAAAGCUCCACUGGGCCACGCGUCUGGUAGUAGAGCCGGUAUUACCAGUUAGUCAAGAAUUCCUGGAAGGAGCCGCUACUGCUCUGAAUAUACAAGUGGAAUGGUUAAAUGGGACAGAAACAUCGGAGGAACUUACCAAAAACCUCAACAGGAGGGUGAAAACAGAUUCUGGGGGUGCAAUGCGGAAUACGUUCGAGGAAGACGAUUUCUCGGAGGGCACAUGUUCGAUUCUACUGAACACUGUGUAUUUGCGGGCGCGCUGGCGGUCUCCGCCCACCGUACUCAACGGAUCGCGACCUUUCCGUGACUCCGAACAGCUUGCUCCUGGUGCUCCUGAGCGCUCCGUGAGGAUGAUCAGAAUAAAUGAUGUCAUGCGGUACGCUGCUCUCAAGGAAUGGAACGCUGAGGCGUUGGAAAUCAGUUAUGCAACACCCGGUCUCACACUGUUGCUGCUGAUUCCUCGAGGGCGCACAAUAAAAAGCUUGGCAACUAAUGUGACCACGACUAGUCUGACGCAAAUUAGUCAGAAAUUGCGAACAAUGCGGGUUGCAGCAACCCUACCGAUUUACACACUACGUAUGACAUUACUGCUGCCUGACAAGCUUCAAGCGAUGGGUAUAUCUCGCUUGGUAGAUGCCAAUCAUACGAAGAGCAAACGAUGCGGGCAGCUGAGAUUAUCGCAUGCAGUUCAGCGGAUCAUGUUUUGGGCGGAGGCCGGCAGAAACGCUUAUAAAGAUGACGGAAUAGAAUGGGACGAAACUCCGGAAAAGGAAAUGAUUGUAGAUAGGCCGUACCUUUUCUUUGUCAGAUGGAAAAAUGUUACAUUGAUAAAUGGAAACUUUGCAUUAUAACAAUACCGUACCGUAAGUAGGUACUUACAUACAUGGUAUCUUCUGAA
Bicyclus anynana (squinting bush brown) is the source of this 2598-nucleotide messenger RNA. RefSeq names its product serpin B7-like (gene serpin-29). Bases 890 to 2551 code for a protein of 553 amino acids. Gene Ontology annotation, molecular function: serine-type endopeptidase inhibitor activity. NCBI's taxonomy places the organism in Eukaryota, Metazoa, Arthropoda, Insecta, Lepidoptera, Nymphalidae. The transcript is spliced from 7 exons. The record is from RefSeq and is a predicted model, not a curated record.